CAACCGACUGUUGUAGGGAGAGAUCGGCAGAAUGGUGGAGAAGGAGGAGGCAGUGAUCAGCGAGGAGGAGGCGGCGCAGUACGACAGACAGAUCCGCUUGUGGGGGCUGGAGGCACAGAAGAGGCUGCGCACUUCCAGAGUUCUUUUGGUGGGCAUGCGAGGACUGGGGGCUGAAGUUGCCAAAAACUUAAUUUUGGCUGGAGUGAAGGCAUUAACAUUGCUGGAUCAUGAGCAGGUUUCUUCAGAAGACUCUAGAGCUCAGUUCCUAAUUCCAUCUGGGUCCCUGGGCCAAAAUAGGGCUGAGGCAUCUCUCAAUCGGGCACGGAACCUCAAUCCAAUGGUGUCAGUAGAAGCAGAUACUGAAAACAUCAAUCAGAAAUCUGAUGAUUUUUUCACGCAGUUUGAUGUCGUGUGCCUAACGUCUUGCCCCAGUGACCUCUUAGUUAGAGUGAACCAUAUCUGCCACAAACACAACAUAAAGUUUUUCACUGGUGAUGUGUAUGGGUACCAUGGGUCCAUGUUUGCUGACCUUGGAGAACAUGAGUUUGUCGAAGAGAAGGCCAAGGUGACAAAAGCAAAGCCGUUAGUUGAAGAUGGUCCAGAGGCUAAGAAAGCAAAGAUCGACCCUACAGAGACCAUUUUGGUUAAAAAGAAAGUACAAUUCUGCCCACUAAAAGAUGCCCUAGAAAUUGAUUGGCGUAGUGAAAAGGCAAAGUCUGCUCUGAAGAAGACUCCCACCGACUACUUCCUUUUGCAAGUUUUAAUGAAGUUUCGCACAGACAAGGGACGGGAUCCCCAGCCCAGUAGUUACCAGGAAGACUCUGAGCUGCUCCUUCAGAUCUGCAGUGAUGUUCUAGACUCCCUAGGGGUCAGCCCAGAUCUCCUGCCCAAAGACUUUGCAAGCUACUGCUUUUCUGAGAUGGCACCAGUCUGCGCAGUAGUCGGAGGAGUUUUGGGCCAGGAAAUCGUUAAGGCUCUAUCCCUGAGAGAUGCCCCCCACAACAACUUUUUCUUCUUUGAUGGGAAAACAAGCAAUGGGAUAGUUGACUGCCUGGGUUCCAAAUGAGAGGAAGCACUAUGGCCUGCAAGUCUUACCUGAAGGAGGAGCUAGCAAGUGUUACUGCUGCCAGCUUUACAAGAGAAUAACCACAAUAAUAGUUACAUAGACAUGAAGAACAAAAGUCAAUUCCCAUGUAUCAUGUUUCAGUAGGCAGAAAAUUGCUAGUAUCUUCAUACAGGAGAAAUCGCUAAGAUACUGUGCAACUACAUUGGCAUCAUCCUUUGCUGAUCCAUACACAAUGAUUAAGUAAAAAAAUAAUCCUGCCCCUAUGUAUAGUGACAGAUAAAAAAGCACUUCCAUUUGUAAUUUUGCAUCUUUUGUAUUUGCAGGUUUAUGGUGACGUUGCUUUUUUACUUCUGACCAUUUCACAGAUCAAAGUGACCCAAUUUAACAAAUGGGGGGUCUGAAUCGCAAAAGCAACUUGAGCCAAUCCAUUCUCUGGCCAAAAUAUUUAUAGGAAGAAAUACACAAACAAAAGUAAGAAUUCUCAGUGCGAAUAUUCACAUGUAGAUUCAAAUGGAACUGGUUUGAUACAUUCAGAGUAUUACUAAAACAAAAGGCAGAUGUAUCACACAGCUACUUCUGUUUAUGCGAUUGGCUACUAAAUAAUUCUAAAUGCAACUGUAAACUGUUUUCUGUAUCUUUGUGUUUUUUGUUUUUUCAUUUUGUAAUAAAAAAAGAUCUGUUUCAAA
Xenopus laevis (African clawed frog) is the source of this 1752-nucleotide messenger RNA. RefSeq names its product SUMO1 activating enzyme subunit 1 L homeolog (gene sae1.L). NCBI's taxonomy places the organism in Eukaryota, Metazoa, Chordata, Amphibia, Anura, Pipidae. Gene Ontology annotation, cellular component: SUMO activating enzyme complex; nucleus; cytoplasm. Gene Ontology annotation, biological process: protein modification by small protein conjugation; protein sumoylation. The record is from RefSeq and is marked provisional. Gene Ontology annotation, molecular function: SUMO activating enzyme activity; ubiquitin-like modifier activating enzyme activity.